Molecule: messenger RNA, 822 nt
Organism: Sorex araneus (European shrew)
Lineage: Eukaryota; Metazoa; Chordata; Mammalia; Eulipotyphla; Soricidae
Gene: CER1
Product: cerberus 1, DAN family BMP antagonist
Exons: 2
Coding region: 1-822 (273 amino acids)
Biological process (GO): determination of heart left/right asymmetry; signal transduction involved in regulation of gene expression
Molecular function (GO): morphogen activity
Source: RefSeq, a predicted model, not a curated record
AUGUACCUCUUUCUACUUCAGCUGCUGAUGCUAUUGCCUCUUGUGAAGGCUGCGGAGCGUGGGCAUGGCCAGCAAAGUCAGAGUUCAAUCUCUCUUGUGCGCCUUCAAAGGAAUCGCAGAGAUUUGCUCAGAGGCUACCACGAGGAAGCUGAGGAGAAGCCUGAUCUGUUUGUAGCAAUGCCACAUCUGAUAGGGGCUGCUCCAGCCAGGGAAGGCCAGAGGCAGAGAGAGAAGAUGGUAUCCAAAUUCGGGAGGUUCUGGAAGAAGUCUGAGAGAGAAAUAAGCUCAUCUCCAUACUUGUUCAGUGAGCACUUCGCUCCUCGGACACAGGCCCAUACUCAACCAUUGCAUGGGAUGCAAAUGGAGAAAUCACCCCUUCAGGAAGAAGCCAAGAAAUUCUGGCACCACUUCAUGUUCAGGAUGAGCCCAGCUUCUCAGGGGAUCAUUUUGCCUAUCAAAAGUCAUGAAGUGCAUCAGGAGACCUGUAGGACAGUGCCCUUUAGCCAGACGGUCACCCAUGAAGACUGUGAGAAAGUAAUUGUACAGAACAACCUUUGCUUUGGGAAAUGUGGGUCUGCCCAAUUCCCCGGAACAGCCCCGCACACUCACGCCUUCUGCUUCCACUGCGCACCAGCCAAGUUCACCACAGUGCACUUACAGCUGAACUGCACCGACAUUGCUCCUGUGGUCAAGGUGAUCAUGGUGGUAGAGGAGUGUCAGUGCAAGAUGAAGGCUGAGCAUGAGCAUGGACACCUCCUCCAGGCUGGAUCCCAGGCAGAAAUUCAUGCCCAGGACCCUUUUAUCCCAGGUAUUUCCUCUUAA